AUGUUUGUGGGCGAUAUCGCAAAGAUCUCCGUGAAGGAAGAUCGGUACUUGAGUCGCCUUCAACGGAUAAAGUGCCCUCUGCCGACUUGUGUCUCUGCGUGGCGUCCAAGCUUCAAGUAUCCAAAUGCCGUCACUCAAAUUGCUCACAUGAUAUCCCAUCAUGCUACAGAUAAAGAAGCUUACGACAUUGCAUUGAAACUUGGGACCAAUUGGAACGCGGCCGAAGUUAUACGAUUUGGAUGCAGCAAACGAUUGCAACGUUUGAAGAGUGGUGUUACUGAUAAUGUUCUACGACUUCUUCAUGUCAUGAUAUGCCACUUGCCAGAUGAGGACGCAGUAACAUGGGUCAAGAAUUGGAUGAAAAAGCACGAAUCUGUCAUGGAGACUGAACCCGUGUUCAAAUUUGACGUGCAAGAAUCGCUAAAUGCUUCUGUAGAAUCUGGCCAGUGUCAAAUAAUGUGCACGUUUUGCAGCUCCUUGGUCGAAGGGCAUAAGUACUUUGCACAUCGGAGACGUGGGAGCGUCUGCUACGAUCAUAAUGACACAAUGUCCACAAAAGCAGAGUCUUCGAUUGAGAAAAGUAAAGAACGGCCAGGUCGAAAACGACGUUUUGGAAUGUUGGAACCAGGCAGAAUACCGGGCUCAUCACACGAAUUAUGA
Molecule: messenger RNA, 660 nt
Organism: Ostertagia ostertagi
Lineage: Eukaryota; Metazoa; Nematoda; Chromadorea; Rhabditida; Trichostrongylidae
Source: the annotation of a GenBank genome assembly